AUGUCUUCCGGUAUUGUCACUGCUACAGACGUGUACGAUGACCCUACUCAAUUGGACCCUUUGGACACGCGUCAUGCUUUGUUGGCAUAUGGUCUUUUUGCGACAAUUCCUCUCUAUCUUCUUGUUGGUCAAUAUGCUGGUCUUAUUUGCAAUUUCAUCACGUUUGUCUAUCCGGCAUUUGCAACUCUUGGAGCAGUUAGAAGCACCUCUCAGGCGCAAAGAGACGAUGACAUUCAGUGGUUGGUAUAUUGGACAGUCUAUGGAAUCUUCGCAAUUCUCGACCACGUGCCAUUUCGCAUGGCUGAAAAUGUUCAACUCUAUUGGCUGUUCAAGGCGGUUGGUCUGUUCUACCUGUCACUCCCAGAAGUCAAAAUUGCUGCAAAGAUUUUCCUGUAUAAGGUGGAGCCGUGGGUUGUAAAGGUCGAAAAAUAUUUUGAACGACCAAAGAAGGAGAAAGAUGUUGUAAGCAAAGGAGGGAAGGAGAAGGAAGUUCCUAAUAAGGGAGGGAAGGAAGUUGUCAGCAAGGGAGGGAAAGAGGUUGCCAGCAAAGGAUCGAAGAGUAAGAAUAAGUAAAUAGAGAAAACAUAAUCCUUGUAUAAACGUCAUUGUUGUCCAUUCAUACAAACAUAUGUAAAUAUAUAUAAAUUGCUUGUUGCUAUA
Messenger RNA from Meloidogyne enterolobii, 660 nucleotides. The record is from the annotation of a GenBank genome assembly. Lineage: Eukaryota; Metazoa; Nematoda; Chromadorea; Rhabditida; Meloidogynidae.